GCUCCUUUACACUGUGCUAGUCUUUCCCCUUUCUUAGAUUAGCGACAUCAACCCCACCACCACCCAACCACUUGCUUCGGAUAUGAUCUCUUUCACCUGCCCACCAAGGAGCUAGCACACAGAUUUAAGGUAGCCGGGAUUCUUCAAACAGAACGAAGAAGAAGCAUAGAGGACAGAGUCACGGAGCCAUACCCGAUUAAUAUUAGAUCAUGGGGAACACACACCAGGCCGGCGUCAAGAAGGAUGAUCAGGGUGGCGGUGACAACCAGCAGCUACAGGUGGUGGUCUCCGUUCUCGAGCUCCAGGCCGGCGUUGAAGAAAACCAGCUGCAGCCGCUUGGCGGAUGGCAUGCCGUCGAGGCAACCUCCUUGUUGGAAAAUAGCAAGACAAAUAAUUGUGCUAUAGGUGGAGCAUGCAUCAACAACAAGACAACUAUUCUCCAGCCUGCAGCUGAAUCAAAUAUCCUUACACACGAUGAUCCUCUACAUCCAUUGUUGCCAGAGGGCGUGCAAUUCGUGCUCAACACUUCACGGGUUAACAAGAAGUGCAUUGGAGACGGUGAUGGCUUCAUUGCCUAUGAGGAGAAGAUGGCAAGCGAUACAAGCAACCGAGAUCCACACCCACACCGAAUCAGAAUGAAGGGGAUCGAUGCACCAGAGCUGAAAAUGAAAUACGGCAUCGCUUCAAAGAAUCAGUUGGUGAAACUUAUUGGGGGGAAACGUGUUCAGAUUCUUGUGUAUGGGACAGACCAAUAUGGACGGUAUCUUGGCGAUAUCUACUGUGAUGGCAUCUUUAUCCAAGAACAAAUGUUGAAAACGGGCUUCGCCUGGCACUACAAAGCAUGUGACAAACGUCCUGAAUUUGCUCUAUGGGAAAGAGAAGCGAAAGUGGCACGACUAGGGCUUUGGAAGUUAGAUAAUCCUCAGAAACCAUGGGAUUGGAGGAGGGAUCAACGCAUCAACGACAAAAAGGAGAGUACUGAUGACAUUCAGGUAGAAUCGCAGAGUCAGGUCAAUGGGAGCAGUGUAAGUCUACCAUUGCUGGUGAUGAAAGAUAUGGAGGAUCUGGGUAGGAAAUGGAAAGAGAGUUUGCAGAAUAUUGUGUCCGAGAACAUGAAACUACAUGAUCAGGUCCAGGAGUUAAAGAGAGAUAAGAAGGAGGCCGAGGAACGAGCUACGAAGGCAGAAAAAGAAAUUCAAAGUGCUGUGGUUGACAACAUGAAGCUGAAUGCCCAGCUCCAGGAAUCAGAAAGGAAUAAGAAGGAGGCUGAGGACCGAGUUUUACAGUUGGAUUUCUUCUCAGGAAGUGUUGCAGCUGUAAACAUGGAUUUGCACAAUAAGAUUGAGGUUUUAGAAAAUGAGAAUAAGAAGGCCGAGGACCGAGCAAAGGGGGCAGAAAGUGAAAUGGAGAGUGUUGGUGCUGAGAACAGGAACCUGAAGGAUCAGCUCCAGGCAGUAGAGGUCCAAGCUAUGAAGUUGAAAUAUUUUUCUGAAAAAGUUGCAGGUGUAAACAUAGUUUUGCACCGUAAGCUGGAGGGGUCAGAGGAGAAGAAUAAAAUGGCUGAGGAGCAAGCCAAGGAGACAGAGAAGAAGAUGGAAAGUAUUCUGAAUGACAAUAUGAAACUAAGUGGUCAGGUUCAAAAAUUAAAUAAGAAAAAUAAAGAGGUUACCGCCUUUGCUAAUAAUAGCAAAAAGAAAUUGCAAAGUGUUCUCGCCGUAAACAUGGAUGUGGAUAAAAAGGGGGAGGACCAAGCUACUUCGUCAAACAAGGGAUUAGAAUUGAGCGUUGGAGUUGAAAACAUGAAGGGGAAACUACAAGGCAUUAGUCACAAGAAGAGUGAACAAACUGUAGAGACCCUAUCGCCAUCGGGAACUCCAACCAAAGACUCUGGCGUGAGCCCUCAAAAAGACCCUAGCGUGAAAAAACCCACUGUGUGGCGGAAGAAAACGGCCGCAACGACAUCUUCCGUGCCUCCACCAAAGGGUCAUUACGAAUAGACACAACUAUGUGUUGAAUUUUAACUAUUGCCUAUAUAUACAAGUUCAAUGACGGCAAGUGUUGCUACAAAUUUAAAAAAGGUAUUAUAUUAUAUAAUCUUGAAUUCCCAUGA
Hordeum vulgare subsp. vulgare (domesticated barley) is the source of this 2110-nucleotide messenger RNA. RefSeq lists its product as uncharacterized. The transcript has 8 exons. The coding region runs from base 210 to 1997 and encodes 595 amino acids. The record is from RefSeq and is a predicted model, not a curated record. Lineage: Eukaryota; Viridiplantae; Streptophyta; Magnoliopsida; Poales; Poaceae. Gene Ontology annotation, cellular component: cytoplasm.